AUGCCAGAGCGACAGCUCAAAACCCACUCAGGCACCCAUACAGGCGCUAAGUGCGAGAGUCGCCCAACAUGCCAUGCCAGAGCGACAGCUCAAAACUCCCGUAAGGAGCUACGGCAAGGAGAUGGGACGCGUGUAAGAGUGACGCGAACAGGACAGGAAAAGAAAGGAGAUGGGAUGCGUGCAAGAGUGACGCGAAUGGGACAGACACAGCAAGGAGAGGUGAUGCGUCGAAUAGUGAUACGAACCGAACAGAUUCAUCGCACGACCGUCGACGACAGCCAGGCACCCAUACAGGCGCUAAGUGCGAGAGUCGCCCAACAUGCCAUGCCAGAGCGACAGCUCAAAACUCCCGUAAGGAGCUACGGCAAGGAGAUGGGACGCGUGACAGGAAAAGAAAGGAGAUGGGAUGCGUGCAAGAGUGACGCGAAUGGGACAGACACAGCAAGGAGAGGUGAUGCGUCGAAUAGUGAUACGAACCGAACAGAUUCAUCGCACGACCGUCGACGACAGCCAGGCACCCAUACAGGCGCUAAGUGCGAGAGUCGCCCAACAUGCCAUGCCAGAGCGACAGCUCAAAACUCCCGUAAGGAGCUACGGCAAAAAGAUGGGACGCGUGUAAGAGUGACGCGAACAGGACAGGAAAAGAAAGGAGAUGGGAUGCGUGCAAGAGUGACGCGAAUGGGACAGACACAGCAAGGAGAGGUGAUGCGUCGAAUAGUGAUACGAACCGAACAGAUUCAUCGCACGACCGUCGACGACAGCCAGGCACCCAUAAAGGCGCUAAGUGCGAGAGUCGCCCAUCAUGCCAUGCCAGAGCGACAGCUCAAAACUCCCGUAAGGAGCUACGGCGAGGAGAUGGGACGCGUGCAAGAGUGA
Molecule: messenger RNA, 876 nt
Organism: Suillus plorans
Lineage: Eukaryota; Fungi; Basidiomycota; Agaricomycetes; Boletales; Suillaceae
Exons: 3
Coding region: 1-876 (291 amino acids)
Source: RefSeq, a predicted model, not a curated record